Diuraphis noxia (Russian wheat aphid) is the source of this 725-nucleotide messenger RNA. RefSeq lists its product as uncharacterized. Lineage: Eukaryota; Metazoa; Arthropoda; Insecta; Hemiptera; Aphididae. The record is from RefSeq and is a predicted model, not a curated record.
CUUUUUUUUUUAAUGCUUACAGCAACAACCUCAACAGCAACAUCAAAACCAACCACCACUUCAGCUAAUGGGUGUACAAAACAAACAACAACAACCAUUCAGAUUGCAGCCGCAACAGCAAAAAAAACGUUUAUACAGAUGUCAAGUAUGUUCUGCAUCUUUUGAUACUAGAUCAGAUUGCCUGGAGCAUAUUCAUAAGGAUCACAACCAGCCACAACCAUCCACGACAGAGGAAAGAGAAACUGAAGUUACUACUGUAAAUGAAACUGCGUCAGCAUUACCACAUAAUAUAUCUAAUUCUAUAGAGAAUCAACAAGUGGUAAACAAUGAUGAUGCUAAUCAUUUAACCGAAGACAAAGGUACUAUGAACUCGAAUACGGACUUAAACAUGUUGUUAAAUGACAAUAUCCCAGAUGAAAGCUCUGAAGUUCCUGUGCAAGAGGUACAGAAUAUUCCUGAGAACAUGUCUGACCAAGCCGAACAACUUUUGCAAGUUACCCACGAAAUUUCUGUCACAAACGUUGAUAUAGGUGACAUGGCGAUUGGAGGCGGUGAAACUGGAACAGACCAUUUGGAUAUUGAGUCAAUGUUGGCUGCCAUUCAUAAUGAUGUCUCUCCACCAAAUGAUGGCGGAAAUCCACAAAAUUUGUUAUAAAAACUUUGUAAUUGACUAAUUCAUGUUCUAUCUUAACUAUUAUUACUUGAUAAUAAAUUAAUUUGAUGCA